Poeciliopsis prolifica (blackstripe livebearer) is the source of this 6321-nucleotide messenger RNA. RefSeq names its product FERM domain containing 6 (gene frmd6). The coding region runs from base 366 to 2189 and encodes 607 amino acids. Gene Ontology annotation, biological process: positive regulation of hippo signaling. The transcript has 14 exons. Gene Ontology annotation, cellular component: cytoplasmic side of apical plasma membrane; cytoskeleton. NCBI's taxonomy places the organism in Eukaryota, Metazoa, Chordata, Actinopteri, Cyprinodontiformes, Poeciliidae. The record is from RefSeq and is a predicted model, not a curated record.
AGGCGGAGGAACCGCGACGCUUUCCCCCCCGAACUGCCAGCAGACUUUUUCAAACUGGGAUUUCACCCCGUUUUUCGCUUUCAAGAGAAAGGGUUUGGAUAUACCAUUUUGAGAGGAAUAACCCGUCUUUGCCGUGUAAAGCGGGGCGGCUGGUUCCAGGUUCCCCAUGCCCUCUCCCGUCACCUCUGCUUGGCCUGCCGAGCCCACAGUCGGACCUCCUCUGGGCUGCAGCUGAAGUGGGACAGAAGAAGCUGGACGCGGUGGUGCAAGAGCCAGCGGUGGUGGAGGUGGGUCAUCACAGGACCCAGAACCCCCGAUAGCAGGCAGAGAAAGGCCUGCGUUGUUCCGCCUCCUGCCACUCUAAGAUGAACAGACUGAGCUUCCAUAACAACAAAACAAUGCAGGACCGCCGCUGUGUCUGUGUCUUUUUGCCCAAUGAUGACACUCUCAAUAUCAUCGUCAAUGUGAAGACUCUGUGCCAGGAACUGUUGGUCCAGGUUUGUGAUCUCCUCCGGCUGAAGGACUGUCAUCUGUUUGGGCUCAGCGUCAUUCAGAAUAAUGAACACAUCUACAUGGAGUUGGACCAGAAGCUGUCCAAGUACUGCCCCAAAGAGUGGAAGAGAGAAGCCAGCAAGGGUAUUGACCAGUUUGGGCCUCCGAUGAUCAUUCACUUCAGAGCUCAGUAUUAUGUGGAGAACGGGAGAUUAAUCAGCGACCGGGUAGCCAGGUACUACUACUACUGGCACCUGAGGAAACAGGUGCUGCUCUCACAGUGCAUCCAAAGAGAGGAGGCCUACUUCCUCCUGGCAGCCUUCGCUCUCCAGGCCGACCUCGGGAAUUUCAAACGCAACAAGCACUUUGGGAAGUACUUUGAACCCGAGGCCUACUUCCCCCAAUGGGUGAUAGCCAAGCGUGGCCGGGAGUACAUCCUGAGGCACAUCCCCAACAUGCACAAGGACCAGUUUGCACUCACCGCCUCAGAGGCGCAUCUCAAGUACAUAAAGGAGUGCGCUCAGCUCGAUGACGUCACGGUGCACUACUACAGGCUGUACAAGGAUAAGAAGGAAGUUGAGGCGUCUCUCACACUGGGUCUGACCUUACGAGGAAUCCAGAUAUUUCAGAACGUCGGCUCGGUCAGGCAGCUUCUGUACGACUUCCCCUGGACCAACGUGGGCAAACUCGUUUUUGUGGGGAAAAAGUUUGAGAUCCUCCCCGACGGUCUGCCCUCGGCCCGGAAGCUCAUCUACUACACGGGCUGCCCGCUGCGCUCCCGCCACCUGCUGCAGCUGCUCAGCAACAGCCACCGGCUCUACAUGAACCUGCAGCCCGUCCUCAAGCAGGUCCGUCGGCUGGAGGAAAGCGAAGAGAAGAAGCAGUACCGGGAGUCGUACAUCAGCGACGCCCUGGAGCUGGACAUGGAGCAGCUGGACCAGCGUUCCCGCGCCAGCGGCAGCAGCGCCGGCAGCGUGUCCCACCACAAGCGCCUCUCUCGCCACUCCACCACCAGCCACGGCAGCUCGCACACGUCCGGCAUCGAGACGGACAGCUUCAGGGCCCCGGGUAAGGCCCCUCACCGGCCCCUGCGCACCUGCAGCUCCUCCACCACCAGCCACGGCAGCUCCCACACCUCCGGCAUCGAGAGCAGCGGCAAAGAGCGCAUCCUGGACGACGACGAGAUAGAGAUGCUGGUGGACGACCCCAAAGACUACGAGGAGCUUCACGAGAUGGCUCUGGAUCAGGAGCUGUGCAUCCACAUCACCGAGGACAUGCUGACGAUGUCACCAGACCAGACCAAUGGAUAUUCAGGUCUGAUAGUGAAAGACAUCAGCUCCUCCACCUCCAGCUCCUCGGAGACCGUCGUCAAGAUGAGAGGACAGAGCAUCGAGUCGCUGCCUCAGACGACCACGAGCCGGAAGCCUCAGUCCUCCACGGACCGCCACAGCCAAUCGCUGGACGACAUCCGGCUCUACCAGAAGGACUGCCAGCAGUGGGCGGAGCUUUGCCAGGACACCGCCCACAGCUACACGUUCGGCUGCGGCCAGGAGCUGAACGACGGCGAGGGGCACCAGGGCCUGUCGGAGCAGCGUGGCGGCGCGCUCAGCGAGCCGCAGCCCUUCCCCAUCAAGCGAACGAACAAGUAUUUCUCCCUGGACCUGACCAACGACGAGGUGCCCGAGUUUGUGGUGUGACGGUAGCGGACGACGGCGGCGUGUUUGCUAACGGUUAGCAAACCAGCGAUGAGAAAGCUCGUCCGCUUCCUGAGAUCGACCUGCAGGCCAAGAGGAUUCUGGGUGAAGAGAGACAUGUUGACCGAGUAAAUGGCUGAACGGAGUUUUUUUUUGCUCAAAGAUAACAAAAGGGAUCCUUCUUUCUUUAUGAUUAUGUUUCAGCCGAUUUUUGAAGCCAUGCAAAGACUGGAGGUGAAAACAGACAAGCAGGGCUGUUUGUAAAUAAAGAGAUGGACGUCUUCUGGGCUGGAAGCCAAAAACAAAAAGUGGAGUUAAACUAGAACGCCUAAUUCUACGUCCACCGUUCCUCCGGCGUGACGAACCGGAGCUACGAUCAUCUUCUUCUUCUUCACAUAAACUAAGCCGAUAUGAACACACCACCGCCGUGCCUUGGCAACACUAUGCAGGUGUCGAACACUCGCCUUGACAAUCACAGCCCUCUCCAAACGUUCAAGCCAUGAAGAUUGAAGGUUCUGCAAUCUCUUAAGCCUCUCAUUCCCAUUUAAGUCAGUGACUGGAGCUCGCUCUGUAGCUUUUUAGAUGGUUUCACGAAGUUUCUCUAUUAGUCCUGUGAUGUUUAGCCGAGUUUCCAGGCAGGGGUGAGCCUGAGAGCUCCUACAUGUUCCAGCAUGCAUGUUUUGUGGCCAAAAUAUGAUUCUGUAAGAUCUGGAGUCAAAAGUGGAGCUGUCAGCCAAAACAACCCAUGCAUGUUGAUGCUUUAUGUCGUUUUUUUUUUCUUAUUUACACAUCUUGCCUUCUAUCAGAGCUGAUUUUAUCAUCUUUUUUUGUUUGUUUUUGUUUUUUAAUGGAAUCUGUUUUGUGAGGUUGUUUUUAUUUCACAUCCUCCUCCAACCAAAAAAGAAACAAAAACAUUUUUUUAGAUGUAUUUUUAUACUCAAAAAAAUACACUUUAUGUUUAGACAUUAUCCUGCUGUCAUUCAGUAUUACGAAUAAAUCUCGGCGGCAGUGUUAAGGAUGUGGCGCUUCUAACCAGACUAACUGGUUCCAUCCGGUUUAGUCGUUUCAGUCUCCCAGUAAGAGUCCAGACGGCCUGAGGACGCGGCGAGGCAGGCGGUCCGGUGUUACAGCCGACAUGUUGACACACUGCAGACGGCGUGGAUGAACAUGGAGCUCUGUUAGGGACCAGAAGACCCUGCAACAACGUUGCAGGUUAGUCUUCGGUUUAAUAGUUUCUUAGUUUUAAAUGUGACAGAACGCAAUUUGAGUCUUGAAAAGUUGCACGAAAAAAAGGGAUUUGUUUGAAAUAGAAGACAGAACAAUCAAUGCUGGUUUGCGUUGUUAUAUGAGGCAACAUUUCUGAGAGGCAAUACUUGAGCAAGACGAACAAAACCACAGCAUCAUAACCAGGCAUGGGUUGGUGAGAGGUUUGCAUGGUAAGAUUAGAAACCAAUGUUUAACUUUGCUUACACUUAUAUUUUAAACAUAAACAUCUUAUAUUUGAACAGAAAAGCAACAUCUGUGCCAAAAUAUAGAGAUUUUUGAAGUUUUAACUGUUCUUUGCAACAUGCUUUUAAUGCUGUUUUGAUGAGCAGAUAAAGGGACUUAGUAUCUUACCUUGGCAUCUUCAUUUCAUACAAGUCUGGAUCAUGCUAACUGCUAGCCGCAAGACCAAAGUGGAUUUCUUUAUAAAACUCUAGCCCCCCAAAAUUUUUAUGCAAACUCUAUUUUACGAGCCUUUAUGUUGCCGUCAUGUUUACAUCGGUUGGUCAUUUACUCAGGAAAUUUAGGUUGAAGAUGGUGCAUCACCUGUAAUGUUCCUGUGUGAAACGUAAACGGACAGAGAAACGUGUAAAGCAACUUCCAGCCAGAGUAACUCAGUGACAUUAUUUUAUUCAUAUUUAUACCACUUUGCUUUUUAUCACUCAGUUACUCAGACCAUGAACACCUUAUGUUCUGUUCUUUGUACAUGUUUCACAGAGGAAGAUUAUUGUUGACGCACUGCAUCCCAGCCUCCGUUUCCUGUGUAAAUAAUAACCUGUUUCUUUAGAUAACAAGCAGCCAUUACAACCUGAGAAUGGUUCCAAUCUUCAUAACCACUGUUGGUGUUUUUUUUACUGGAGUUAUUUCUAGCCAGUCGAAGUUAGCUUUAGUGCUUUUUAAACUUUGUGUCCUUUCUUCUGGAAACAUGGUCAUGCACAGCUAUGCAGACGACACUCAAGCUAGCGUUGAAGUAGCCGCUAGCUUCAGCCUCUCGGACCAGCAGACGUGGAUUUAUCACAACCCUGCGAUCCAUUAGUUUCAGAAGUCAGCGUGGAUUUGUGGGCUUUUUUAGUGCUAACUUUUCUUAACAAUACACACCAAUAACUGUAUUUCUCUCUUUUUUAAUUUAAUAUGCUCACAAAUUGUGGUUUCACAGCACUCAGUGCUACUGUUAAUUUCAUAUAUUACAUGAGGCUGGUUUUCAAUUUAUGACUUUCAGUAUGGUCUAUGUAUGUGUUGGCCAUAUUGGAUGCCAAAUAUGGCCGACACAUCGAACAGAAGAGGACGAAUUCUCACUUCCUGUUCUGCAGAAAAGAUUUAAGCCCCUUCUAACCGUGAGAGAGAACUUCACUUUAAAAAAACAUUCAAACUGUUCCUUUAAGCAAAUAUACAGAACAACAGUCACUGAAACUUUAAGUUGAACAAAAUGUUGGUCUUUUUUGUCUUCCGUAGUUUUAUAACAGUGUUAGAAGCUGAAGAUUAUGAUCUGGGUAUUUAUUUCCAAUUGUCAAUUUUAACUUUCUUGGAAGUAAGGGACACAUGUUGCAGCUUUCAUUAAGCAAGUUGACCAACAAUGCACAGCAAUAAGUGGGGGAGGGGCAGCAUUCUGUUAAUUGAGUGCUUCGAACAGCCAAUUCUUCCUGACAUUGCCAUAAAAGGAGUUUAACCAUUGUAACAACGCAAUAGAAACAUUCAGAACCUCCAUCUGACCCAUGCGUGGACCACGCUGACCUUUGAACCCUGGCAUUCACAGCAGGAAACACUAACGUCUUCCUCUCAGCUCUUUGCUGCUCCUUGUGGCUGUUUUUCCUUCUCUGCAUAUUUUCAAAACUUCAGUUUUGCGUCACAAGCCUGUUUCUAUGUUUUCGUCGUCAACGCAGACUUUUGGCAACAUUAGACAGGUCAUUUAAAGUUCUCCAGAGAAGAGCUGAAGCUGUCACAGGCUCCGCCCAUUAAUCCCACGUUAGCAUAAAAAUAUGCUCAGGAACUGACAGGACCAAGUGCGUUCACGAGGCUUCGCUCGCAUGUUUUAUCUUCAAUGGUUUCAUCGGUUCACUUGUCUUAAAUCUAAAAACUUUUAUAUUCUAAAUACAACUGAGUGAAUGUGCUCAUUUUGUCAGGUUGGAUGUUCAGGUUAUUUUUAGCCUGUAUGCUAAGAAAUGCUAACAAACACAUUUAGCUCUCAGUCUGAAGUGCUCUCGAACUUCUGAUGUGCGUCAUGAAUUUAUUUCUUCAAUAAUAACUGUUACACAUAUAUCACCUCUUUAUAACUUUUAAGAUUCUGUUUUGGUUGGCUGAUGUCUAAGAUCAACGUGGUUGCCUUAAGUGUCAUCAAUAAAUCCUCACAUUUGCCAAAUUUAAUUAGUAACAUAAUAUCCACCUUAUUCCAGCUUUACCAGUAUUAGAGUCUCUAGAAAAAAAUACUUUCUUUAAAUUGAUAAUGCUUUGAAAUUGAAAUGAAUUCCUCUGUUUCUUCCUGUGAUUUUACAACAGCGGUUCAUUAAUCGAAGGUGUCAAAGUCAUUUUUUGAUCAGCAGCAAGACCUUUUCUUUUUUUUUAUUUCAUCGAAUUUAAAUGUUUAGGUACACAGCCAUGCAGGCAUAAACCUGCCAUUGAGAGGUUUCGUCAUUUCGUUGUGAUUUACUUCUCCGGCUUUAGUAAAUGGUCCUACUUACGCUUUGUAAGAGUCUGUGUGUCCCAUAAUCCUUUCUGUGAAAGGAUCUUCCUGCAGGAAAAGAAGAGUUUUUUUUGUUUGUUUGUUUGUUUUUUUGUCACCCUACUGUUAAAAAAGAUAAUUUGUAAUAAUGGAUCUGCUCUGUGCCUUUUUGGUACCAAUGUUCCUCACAUCUAAUAAACAGGUACAUGUAUCUUA